Anastrepha obliqua is the source of this 2336-nucleotide messenger RNA. It is a transcript of the gene Dop2R, whose product is annotated as dopamine D2-like receptor. Gene Ontology annotation, cellular component: membrane. NCBI's taxonomy places the organism in Eukaryota, Metazoa, Arthropoda, Insecta, Diptera, Tephritidae. The transcript has 9 exons. Gene Ontology annotation, molecular function: dopamine neurotransmitter receptor activity, coupled via Gi/Go; G protein-coupled receptor activity. The coding region runs from base 74 to 1384 and encodes 436 amino acids. The record is from RefSeq and is a predicted model, not a curated record. Gene Ontology annotation, biological process: adenylate cyclase-activating adrenergic receptor signaling pathway.
GGUACAUUCACAUAAUGCAAAAAGUUUUUGUGAAGUAGCAACGACAACAUACAUACAUACACAUUUUCUAUGCAUGCAUGUGAAUAGAGGGCACUGGAACUUGCCAGCGUUCAUAUGUGAUUUUUACAUAGCUAUGGAUGUGAUAUGUUCAACUUCAUCGAUCUUCAACCUUGUGGCGAUAUCGAUAGAUCGAUAUAUUGCUGUAACGCGACCAAUCGAAUAUGCGAAACAUAGAAACAGGCCACGUGUUUGCCUAACUAUCCUGCUGGCCUGGGCGAUAUCGGGGGCUAUCGGUCUGCCCAUCGUAAUGGGUCUCAACAACACGCCCGAUCGAGAUCCGGGGCUUUGCCUAUUCUACAACACUAUAUUCAUUCUGUGCUCAUCGUUGACCAGCUUCUAUAUUCCUUGUAUCAUAAUGGUGUUCUUAUAUUGGAGUAUUUUCAGGGCGUUGAGCAUCCGAGCACAAAAAUCGCGCGCUGCCCGGAAGCCGCACCUAUCGGAGCUGACGGGUGGCAGUGUCAUUGAGAAUGUAGCACAAACGCGCAGACUAGCCGAGACGGCGCUGGACAGUGACCGGCAUGCGGCUCGCAUUAUGCCUGACGAGCCGGCGACAAAUACAGCGUCGGGGUCAAACGAGGAGGAGGAGGAUCAGGGAGGAGGUGCCAUAUCACCGGAUAUCGACGAUUGCCAUGUCAUCGUCAAUGACAAAUCCACAGAGUUUAUGCUGGCCACUGUGGUGGAAGAGACCGGCAAUGUCGUAGCUCAGAUCAGCAGUCCGCCGCAGCUUGUGGUGGCCGAUCCAAACGGCGCAGCCGCCGAUUCGUCACCGCCGGAUAGCCCGGAGCCUAGUGCGACAUUCAAGCGGUCAAGCGUGAGCAGCAGCCGGCGCAACACCGCAACUGGCGAUUCACCCACCAAACGCGAACCCGCACUCAGUGUUGCCAUGAAGCCGCUGUCCUUUGUCCGCUACGGUGUUCAAGAGGCGAUGACGUUGGCGCGCCACGACUCAACCCUCUCGGCUACAUCGAAGACCUCUUCGCGCAAGGACAAGAAGAAUUCGCAAGCAACAAGGUUCACGAUUUACAAAGUCCACAAAGCUUCGAAAAAGAAGCGCGAAAAGUCGUCCGCGAAGAAGGAGCGCAAAGCUACCAAAACACUCGCCAUCGUGCUGGGGGUUUUCCUCAUUUGCUGGCUGCCAUUCUUCACCUGCAACGUCACUGAUGCCAUCUGUUCGAUAAUGGAAAUAGACUGGCGACCAGGCGUUACCGCCUUCAUACUCACCACCUGGCUGGGCUACAUCAACAGUUUCGUCAAUCCAAUCAUCUACACGAUUUUCAAUCCAGAAUUUCGCAAAGCAUUCAAAAAAAUUAUGCAUUUAGGGUGAUCGACGACACCACGAAUCGAACGAACACUUACAUGGGCAAAUGCGAAGGUGAAAAAUAUUACAUUAAGCACAAAUAUAUUACGAUGAUCAAAAACAACAAAAUGUUCAUUAAUAAUAGCAAAUUUCUCCUAUGUACAUAAAUCUGAAAAUAUUUCAGUAUGUAACAAUGUAAGAAUGCCACAACAAAUACUAAGUGAUUUUAUAUAAGAACAAGAACAACAACAAACCGCACAUUGGCGCAAAUACAUAUGUACAUACUUAAAUAGGCGUGGUAGAAAAACAACAACUUUUAAAUAUGGAACACUUAAUAACUUUCAAAACGUAAUAUAGAAAUAAUUAGAAAACAAAACUUAAGGGAAUUGGAAGCUUUUGUUUUCGGUUGCUACCUAAAUUUACAACAAUAAUUACAUAAAAGUACUUACGUACCUACUUAUAAGUAUGUAUGCAAAUACCGAGUAAGUGUGGUGCCUCUAAUAUAAAAACAAAAACAAAAAAUAUUUUAUAAAUAUUUUUACGUGGCCAUAAUUACAGAAAAAAGUAAAUAAUUGGCCAAAUCUUCAAAGUUGUAUAUAAGAAAAACUACUUUGCAUAAGUACGGCAUAAGUGAAUAGCAAAAUAGGCUCAGUAAAAUAUAGUUAAACUUCCAAAUAUUUUCAUAAGCUUAGAAAACUAUUAAGCUCACACAAAUUUUGUAAGUAAAAAGUAAGUUGAUAUGCAUACAUUAGGGAGGUUCAAUUUGUGUGGACAAAAGUCAUCUAGACCAACACAAACAGUUCUAGAAAUCAUUCAGGGCAAGAAAAUGUUUACUUGAAAAGGCAUUAAAAUUUUCAUUUCACAAUAUCUUUAAUGCGCUCAUUAGGGCCUUACACAAAGGGCCUUCAAAACUGGCGCCUAGAUGUCAAUAUGACAUCUGAAAAAUGUGUCAAGUAGACAGAUACAGAAUUUUACAACA